CACACAUGAUGUACGCCCAGUUGUAGUUUUUUAUUUUUGGAUUUUUGGAAGAGUCAGACUAUUUAAGAUCGAGAUCUCAGCUGCUCAUGAGGAAGACUCGACAUCUCCCCUCUCCAUAUCAGAUUUAUCCCUCUUCACCCCUCCCCUCCAGUAAUAUCCCCUCCGGCCCUACAAACCGACGGGCAGUAGUCGCGCGCGUGUGUGUGUGUGUCCUUUGAGCUUAGCUUGAAGAAUUUGACAGCUUGCAAUCUUCUAUCUUCUCAGAUCAACCCCGCCUCCCGUCCUCCUCCUGCAUACAUACAUAAUAGUAAUACGUACCAGUGUUCUCCCAUUGGAUUGGUUUCCUUUCUUUAUCUCGAUUGGCUGGGGUUCGACCUUGACCUCUCUACAUAGUGCUCUUGCAAGUUGAAUCCAGUCCCAUCUCCUUGAAUAGAAGAACCCAUCCCCAGUAUCAUCAUGGUCCAUCAAAUCCCCAACGUGGCGAGCACCACUCCCACCACCAGCUCGGCUCUCAUCGGAUUCCUGCCACCCGAUCGAUCCCCAUCCAGCCCAUCAUCCCUGCUCUCUGAGCAAACCACCGCCCGCUCCUCCUCAACAUCCUUGUUCUCCUUAUCCUCGCCCCGAUCAACCCUGUCGUCGAUACCCGACACUUCAAAUUCAGACCAGCCACCAUCCUCCUCCUCCUCCUCCUCCUCCUCCUCCUCGGGCGCGUCGGCCCUCAAGGGUGCUUUCCUUGGCCCGCUCCUCAACCUGCUGUCGAGCAUCUGGGUCGUCUUAUACGGGCUCAUCCAGAACGUGAUCAUCUACCUCUUCGCACCUAGUACCGAUGCCAUCACCCUCGAGCCUUCGUCCAACCCGCUCGGCAGGAUCGCCAUCGUCGGCGCCGGAAUCACUGGGAUCUCGACUGCCGCCCACUUCCUUGCUCACGGCUUUGAGGUCGUCAUCUUUGAACAAUCCGAGACGAUCGGCGGGAUCUGGUCCAGAGUCAACAGCACUUCAUCCCUUCAACUGGACUCCUUGAUGUAUAGAUUUCAUCCUUCGGUCAAAUGGUCAAACCAAUUCCCAGUCAGAAAAGGUGAAAUCCUAUCCGAACUUCAAAGAAUCUGGAAUAGCUACCGAUUGAACUCGCGGACUCGAUUUAAUUUCACGGUCCAACAAGUCACUCGCCAGCAAGCCUCAGAAGAUCAGCCUUCGAAAUGGACGAUUAACAAUGGGGCCGAGGGUGUCUUUGAUGGGAUUGUGGUGGCCGUUGGCACAUGUGGCCCGCCCGAGCGAGUCAACUUCCAAGGCCGCGAAGAGUUUCAAGGGAAAAUGAUUCAUUCGAGUGAAUUGGAUCAGAUCGAUUGGCCCGGCAAACGGGUCGUGGUUAUUGGAGGUGGUGCUAGCGCCGUCGAAGCCCUCGAGUUGGCCGUUCAGUCUGGCUGCGCCACUCCUGCGGUUUUGGUUACGCGAACUGACAAAUGGUUUAUUCCUCGAAAUGUCAUCAUCGGAACCCUGCUCGCCAUGAAUCCGUUCGGGAUCCCCUGCUUCAUCGAUCAAAUUGCUGAAAGCGCCAUCCGAGCGUACCAUUACGGAGCCGAUUUGAAGUGGAUGAGUCCCGCUGCCUAUAACGGCAAACCGGCUGACCGCUUGUACAGCAAAACACCGAUCGUCAAUGGCGAAUUCUUGAAACUCGUGCGCGAGAAUCGCGCCGAUUACGUCAGGGCCAAGAUCCAUCGAAUCUCCCCUCAAGGAGUUGAAGUCCAUCGGUUUGGCUUGGAUGAAUCCGAGGUAGUUUCGGCGGAUGUAAUUGUCGAGGCCACCGGUUACAAGCGACCCUAUCUGGGCUUCUUGCCCACUCGCAAGCUCUUCCGGGGUGACAAGACUCCCACCCAGUUUGCCCCGCCCAACCUGUUCCUGCAACACUUCUCCGCCAACGAUUGGAGUUGUCUGAUGACUAAUGCCGGCUACUACGAAGGGUUGGGCACCGUCGGCCACAACCACAUCGGUAUUUUGGCCAGAAUGAUGAUGAUGUUCAUGUUGGAUAGCAAGACUGCCCCUACUACUGCCGAGAUGCAUGCUUGGGUCGAUCGCGUUGUCAAGCUUAAGGGCUCUUUAACUUUCUACACAUACUCGGAACUAUCUAUCUGGUUGGCCACCUUCUUGAUUUCCAACCCGCGAAGAUGGAGUUGGCUGGCCUUUGUUGGGAUGGGUUGGGGCGGCACCGGAGCCAUCAAAAUGAAGACCUUUUAAUCUGCUUUUUGCUCACAAGGGCAUGGUCAUGCUAAAGUCCAUGGAGGGACAUCCACUGGCCUCACUCUUUUUUUUUUUUUUUUU
This is a messenger RNA of Puccinia graminis f. sp. tritici CRL 75-36-700-3, 2316 nucleotides long. RefSeq lists its product as uncharacterized. Lineage: Eukaryota; Fungi; Basidiomycota; Pucciniomycetes; Pucciniales; Pucciniaceae. Gene Ontology annotation, molecular function: N,N-dimethylaniline monooxygenase activity; flavin adenine dinucleotide binding; NADP binding. The coding region runs from base 457 to 2232 and encodes 591 amino acids. The record is from RefSeq and is a predicted model, not a curated record. The transcript has 13 exons.